Messenger RNA from Pieris rapae (cabbage white), 856 nucleotides. It is a transcript of the gene viaf, whose product is annotated as viral IAP-associated factor homolog. The record is from RefSeq and is a predicted model, not a curated record. Bases 145 to 834 code for a protein of 229 amino acids. Gene Ontology annotation, biological process: protein folding. NCBI's taxonomy places the organism in Eukaryota, Metazoa, Arthropoda, Insecta, Lepidoptera, Pieridae. The transcript has 5 exons. Gene Ontology annotation, cellular component: cytoplasm.
CAUUUUGAAAUUUCUAAUUUCGUUCCCUAUACGGAGAGGUGUCAAAUUUCUUCCCUAAUUCCUAUUUAUUGUAUUCUUAAAUUUAUAAAUAGUGGUUGAAAUAAUAUAAAUAUAUAUAAUUUCUGAGAAAAACAACUAAUAACAAUGCAGAAUCCCAAUGAAGAUACAGAGUGGAACGAUGUUUUACGUUCAAAAGGAAUUUUGCCACAAAAAGAAAAGGAAAUAUCAGAAGAUGAAAUUGUUAAUAUGAUUGAGCAGACAAUACAUCAGAAACAGGCCGAAAAGGACAAACAAUUAUCAGAGCUAGAUCUGGAUGGCUUGGAUGAACUGGAGGAUUCAGAAGACGAGGCAGUAAUUGAGGCAUACAGACAGAGAAGAAUCGCUGAAUUAAAACUUUUAGCAGAGAAACCAAAAUUUGGUGAUGUCAGAGAAAUCUCAGGACAAGAUUAUGUACAAGAAGUAAACAAGGCGGGUGAAGACAUUUGGGUUGUUAUACAUUUAUACAAGCAAGGGAUCCAGCAAUGUGCUUUGCUCAACCAGCACCUUAGAGAAUUAUCUGCAAAAUAUCCACGUACAAAGUUCUUGAAAGCAAUUGCCCAGACAUGCAUACCCAACUUUCCAGAACGAAAUCUGCCUAGUGUCUUUGUGUAUUUUGAAGGUGAUUUAAAAAAACAGUUUGUAGGACCACAUGAACUGAGAGGCACUUCUUUGACCUGUGAUGAACUUGAAUACUUACUGGGUAAAGUAGGUGCAGUGGAUACUAAAAUUAAGGAAGACCCAAGACCUAAGAUUAAAGAUAAACUUUUUGAAGACCUUGGUAACAAUGACUGGUGAUAUCAUACAUUUAUGUUACUUU